CUCUUUUUAUAUUCUGAUGAGACGCAGAUAGAGCUCUGAUCUAAGAUAAAUUAGGAGUAAUAAUAAUAUCAUCGAGGAAGCAUGAAGAAGUUGAGAUUCGAAUACGAGGAGGAAUACAUAAAAAACUCGAGAGGUGUUGAGUUGUUCGCUUGCAGAUGGGUUCCAUCUUCUUCACCCCGAGCUCUGGUCUUCCUCUGCCAUGGUUACGCAAUGGAGUGCAGCAGCUUCAUGAGAGAAUGCGGAAUACGGCUGGCAGCAGCGGGAUACGCAGUGUUUGGGAUGGACUACGAGGGACAUGGUCGGUCCAAGGGCGCUCGUUGCUAUAUCAAAAAGUUUAGUAAUAUAGUAAAUGAUUGCUAUGACUAUUACACGUUCAUCUCUGCACAAGAAGAAUACAAAGAGAAAGGAAGAUUUUUGUAUGGGGAAUCAAUGGGAGGUGCAGUUGCUUUGUUGCUUCACAAGAAAUAUCCUUCUUUUUGGAACGGUGCCAUUCUCGUUGCUCCUAUGUGUAAGAUAUCAGAGAAGGUGAAACCACACCCAGUGGUCAUAAAUCUACUAACAAGAGUUGAAGAUAUUAUACCAAAAUGGAAGAUCGUUCCUACAAAAGAUGUAAUCGAUGCUGCUUUCAAGGACCCUGUCAAGCGCGAAGAGAUAAGGAACAACAAGCUGAUAUAUCAAGACAAGCCAAGACUCAAAACCGCACUCGAAAUGCUUAGAACGAGCAUGGACCUCGAAGAAACCCUCCACGAGAUCACGUUGCCUUUCCUUGUCCUCCACGGUGAAGCAGACAUUGUGACUGAUCCAGAGAUAAGCAAAGCCUUGUUCGAGAAAGCAAGCACACGUGACAAAACCAUCAAGCUUUACCCAGGCAUGUGGCACGGGUUAACUUCUGGUGAGCCUGACGCUAACGUGGACCUCGUUUUCGCUGACAUUGUGAAUUGGCUUGACGUACGUACCGGCGACUCCGCUUCUCUUACCACCGUCACUCCCAUACGAGGUAAUAAUACCUCCAAUGUUGAAAAGGUCGUGGACGGCGUUAGUAACAACAGUCAAGAGAAAUCUAAACGACCACAAGCUACUAGUACUCACCUUUGUGGGUUAAACGGUGGUGGACGCCGCUUGGUCCAUCGAUCUUCAAUGUAAUAAAUAAACUAAACAGAGAAGAAUCUGCUUUAUUCUGUUGUCAGUCCAUAUGAAUUAUUAAUGGGCCAUAAUAAUAAUAUUUUAACAAUUUAGAAAUGGGCUUUA
This is a messenger RNA of Capsella rubella, 1248 nucleotides long. Its product is annotated as caffeoylshikimate esterase. Gene Ontology annotation, molecular function: lipase activity. NCBI's taxonomy places the organism in Eukaryota, Viridiplantae, Streptophyta, Magnoliopsida, Brassicales, Brassicaceae. Gene Ontology annotation, cellular component: membrane. The transcript has 7 exons. The coding region runs from base 82 to 1143 and encodes 353 amino acids. The record is from RefSeq and is a predicted model, not a curated record.